GAAACUUCCAUUACCACAAGCAGUUCUUAGGACCGACGCGUUUUAUUUUAUUAAAUUCAUUGUGAAUUGCAUCAGAUUGCUUUUAAAAUAGUAUUUAAAGUUAAAGUGUCAAUGCAAACUAUGCAGGAACACAACAUGGGACAGAAACUCAAGCUACUUUUCUUUUUAAAUUUGAAUAAUUAAUACCAUUUAAAACUUUAUUUAAAGUGUUUUCAGUUUUAAAGAUAUGAGUUGGGAGUAUUGUCCUCUUUAUUUUUAUUUAAUUAACUGACAAAAACGAUUUCUCACACAACCUGUAAAUAUAACUGACAGUGAAAGGAUUCAAACGAACACAGCAGAAAGCUUCGAUAGGAGUAUUGUCAGUCCUUUAUUCGUACUGUAGCACACACCACGGGUACCUUAUCUGCUAGAGCAGGUGUCUCAUGCAAACUGUUAUCGUGAAAAUGAAAGUAAAGUAAAGCUGUUUUUUCAGCUAUUUUGCAGAAACACGAGACAUAAAAAGAAAAGAACCACACGAUUCUUCUGCUUGACGGAAUUCUUUUGUCGUUGGUAUCCUCCAACUGAUCCAACUCAGCAGCUCAACAUUUGAUAUUGAACAUAAAUCUCUGUAUGUAAUCUACCUAGACUGAUCCUUACAGCAGAUAUACAGCUCCUCUCCAAGAUUUUGGUUCCAGACCCAGCGCCAGGUUGUGUAGCUAUGUCUGGUUUGGCUGCGUUGUGUCUCCUACUUCUGCAGACUGGAGCUUUCGGGUUUGGUAUAGACCUAUUCAGCCUAUACGAUGGAUCAAUACUUCAUGAGGAGAUCACGCAGACAGCGAUCCUAAAUACCACCGUGCAGGUGUGCCGCGCUCUGGCCCUGGCUGAGGGCAAAGACUUCACUUUUCCUCCACAGCCUUUGACUGCUGAGUCUGUUGUAGUUGCAUGUGAAGCCUCACAAUCUUCCAAGAGUUUCAGAAACACUAUCAAAUUAAUCCAAAAGAAGAAUCGACAAGUAGACAUAUUUUCUUUCAUGCUGGCACACUAUCACUUUGACGACGAAAAAUUUUUGGAGGGAAGAAAAAUCAUCACAGAAGGAUUAUCAGCAGUGAAGGCCAGCAACAAGUUGAAGAACUUUAAGGCGGCAGGAGAAACACUGGGAAGAAUCUUACACAUUUUACAGGAUUUCUACAGUCAUAGUAACUGGGUGGAAAUGGAAAACAAACUCCCAAACUCCAACCUGAUCAGAGCAGGAACCAGCAUUGGAAACAUAGCAGCUGAUAGCAGGGCAACAUGUCGCAACUGUAAUGGAGACGACUGCAGGGACAACAUUUUGGAGGAUAUCCUACAGGAAAAGAUACUUACUUCAGGAUAUUUUAAUUUUGUUCCCUUUUUCUCCACUAAACCAAAAGGAAAAUGCAGCCAUGGAGGUGUAAUUGAUCGAACAAGUAAGAUUGAGCCUAAAGGUGGGAUCAACAAAGACACGUUCGACGCCAACCACGGACACCUUCACAGGAGAGCAGCAAAUUUGGCGAUUGCUGCCACCAGUGAGCUACUGGAGGACAUUCGAAGGGCUGCUGGUGACAUACCAUUCCUCCAGAUGUUGGGAAUCUCCAAAGGAUCCAGUAAAGCUCUUUGUUUCGUGAUCGACACCACAUUAAGCAUGAGUGAUGACAUUGAAGCAGUGAGGGACGUCACUUCCUCUAUAAUCGACAAUACAGUGGGAACAGACGAUGACCCCUCAGUUUACAUUCUUGUGCCUUUCAAAGAUCCAGGUUUCGGGCCAGUGACGAAGACUACAGACCCAAACGUCUUCAAGGAUGCUAUUAAUGCACUAUCAUUAACCGAUGGAGUAGAUGUUCCAGAAAUGAGUCUUUCGGGGCUUCAGCUGGCUUUAGCUAGCGCUCCUUCUAAUUCUGAGAUCUUCCUCUUCACGGAUGCACCUGCUAAAGAUAAACACCUGAAAAGCACAGUGAUCGCACUCAUAGAGCGAACACAAACAGUGGUGAACUUCAUGAUUACUAACUUAAAGGGACUUCGUCGUCGAAGACACAGUCGGGAGGUGACAUCAGAUGCCAAUCUGUACAGGGACCUGGCUCAGGCGUCAGGAGGUCUGGCUAUUGAAGUCACAAAGAGUGAACUCCCUGUGGCCACCAUAAUCACAACAGAGUCCUCCAGCUCCCCUCUGGUGACCCUUCUUCAAGCAGCCAGGAGUCCAGGGAAGACAGAAACUUUCACCUUCACGGUUGACGAGUCAGUAAGAAACGUCACAGUUUACAUCACUGGGAGAUUUUUCACCUUUACUCUCAUCAAUCCUUCAGGUGUGUCUCAGAAAAGCACAGACUCAACGGGAUCAUUGAUCACUGCAUUCCAGUCAGUGGGAAACUUCCAGACUCUGCAGCUUAAAACACAAACUGGACUUUGGGAAAUUAAAAUGGUGUCAACAAAUCCCUACAUUCUGAAGGUCGUAGGUGACAGUCCCAUUGACUUCCUGUUUGACUUCUUGAAGGUAUCGCAGGGCCUGUUCGGAGGUCUCGAUGUUGUAGACAAUCGUCCGAGAGCCGGUGUUAAUGGUAGCCUGGUCGUGACAAUAACCGGGAGUGACUCCGCCACAGUGACAGAAGUCAUUCUGGUUGAAUCGUCUGGGUUGGGAGAAGUUACUGGCAGUGUGGAGGCUAAGGGCGGAGGAGACUUCAUAGCUCGGUUUGACAGGAUACCAGCAGAGGAGUUUGUGGUGCUCGUGAAGGGGCAGAACAACAAUGGAUCCUCCAGAGCGUCCUCAGUGACCUUCCAAAGACAGUCCCCCACCAACAUCAGAGCGUCUACUGUGACUGUUACUUCUCCUGACUCGAACAACAUCUUAGAACCAGGAACACCGCUUUCAGUUCAUUUCUCUGUGAUGACGAGCGGAGCAGGAGGAACCUUCAGAAUCCAAGCUACCAAUGAUCAAAGUUUUGAUUCAACUUUCCCGUCCAGUUUAAUCCUGGAAACGGGAAUCAGUGCUGACGGUACAGUGACCCUCACAGCUCCACCUAACACCCCGUCUGGUACUGCCGUCACCCUGACCAUUGAGGCCGAAAAUCCAGGAGGCGAAGAUACCAAUUAUGUCGUUCUGCGUUUCACCGUCCUUAAAACGGUGACUGAUUUUACUCCGCCAGUGUGUGAGCUGCUCAGCCUGCAGGCCAACUGCUUGGAUGUCUGCAGCUUAUCGAUGUGGCAGCUCUCUGCCCGGGUGACUGAUGGGGCUGAAGGGGCUGAAGGGGCUGAAGGGGCUGAAGGGGCUGAAGCGACAGGUGUCGACCGCGUUGGUCUCAGUCAGGGCAACGGGACUGUAACCACCAGCUUGGCCGUUGACAACGAGAACAUAACUCUGGUUUCCUACAGUUCGUCUUGCUGUUCCCCUGAUGUGGAGCUGCUGGUUGUGGAUCAAGUGGGUAAUGUCGGCACCUGUUUUUACACUCGGUCUAUGUCCACCAAAGUCACUCAGUCGCCUCUUUUUGCUCUAAGCAUAGUGGCAUUAGGGCUCUAUAUACUGACAUAACGGGACCAUGAACACCAGCCUAGCCGCUGGCAACAAGAACAUGCGUCUUGUUGUUCCCCUGAUGUGGAGCUGCUGGUUGUGGAUCAAGUGGGUAAUGUAGCCUCCUGUUUCUACAGCCACCAACUCCUCACAGGAUGGUGUUCCAGCCUGGUUUGUUCUUUUUAUCUUAGCCUGCUUCCUCAGUUUUAGUUUUAUACCUGUUUUUUGUAUUUCAGCUUUUGUUAAUUAAGGCUUGCUUUUUGUUUUCACUAUCUGCCUGUGUGUGCAUUUUGGUCGUGUGAUAUAAGAAACUCCUGACUGUUUUAAUCCACACUUGAAAACCACUAUAUGUAUCUGUUUAUCACUAUCUAGAAGUAUUAUGCACAUGAAUGUAAACUGAGCACGUUUAAAUAUGUAUGUGUGAAGACAUGUUAGAGGUACGCCCCUCCUCUUGUCCUCUUGAGGGCGACUGAAGAUGACGUCAGCGCAAAAGGCCGUGGACAUGCUUACGCGCCAGCAAGGGGCCUAUGGAACUCAGGCCCCAGCCAACCAAUCGGAGAGGACUAUGCCCGAGGGGAUAGAACUGUGCAAAUUGUAACCUUUCAAAUCGACACAAUUUGCUUGAAUGUGGUCUGUGUAUUGGUGACGCUGAAUUGUCCACGGCUGUGUGUGUUUUCUAUGCUGCCAUAUCAUAAAUACUUUGAGAUAAUUAA
Messenger RNA from Cottoperca gobio, 4209 nucleotides. RefSeq names its product von Willebrand factor A domain-containing protein 7-like. The record is from RefSeq and is a predicted model, not a curated record. The transcript has 17 exons. Lineage: Eukaryota; Metazoa; Chordata; Actinopteri; Perciformes; Bovichtidae. Bases 698 to 3517 code for a protein of 939 amino acids.